CACAGCCUCGCCGAGACCUUGCUCGCCACGCAAGGACAAUUACAGCCCCUACGAAAACUAGCCAUUUUCAAACCGACACCUAACCGAGCCACACUUCGACAACGACUUCUUAAUUCAAAUUCCUAGUUUUGAUUAUUCUCUACCAGAAUAAGACUGAACGUGUGUGUUUGUGAUAUUACUGAAUAGUGCUGAAAGGAUUUUUUGAUACAGACUUGAAAAAUGUCAUGCAAGUUAUAACCGGAACAAAAACACAAAAUGGACAAUACAUUGAGAAGAUUUUGUAAAUUAUAUACAUUUGUCCUUCUCUUACUAAUUGUUGAAGCGACAGACAGCAAUAAUAAUGGAACUACUCAAGAUAAUCGAAAAUCUCGUGUUACUGGCAGAAUAGUCAAAUUAUACUCUGGCACAAGACCAGAACCUAUAUUAUGUGCUAGUGAAGGUUUCCAAGCAGAUCCUCGCGACUGUGCUGUAUUCUACCGCUGCAUGAAGUCAGGAAACGGAAAAUUCACUGUUUUCAGGUUUCAAUGCGGUCCUGGUACGGUUUAUGAUCCAGAAACUGAAGUUUGCAACCAUCCUCGAAGUACAAGACGCACAGAAUGUGGUGGCUUACUACCUGCACCGCCAGUUGAUCGCCUUAAUAAUAAUGAAAUUGAAGGCGCGCAUAAUGAAAUACCUUCACCAAUUACCAACAUUCCUACACUUUUACAAUCGACGACGGUUGCUAAGAAUACUUGGACACCGUCUAGCUCCACCAUGAGUACCUCUACUAAACGACAAGUAUCAGAAGUUCCUUCAUUAUUUACGAAUUUAUAUCCAUGGGAAUCAACUGUAGGCCAUACUACCACGGAUUAUACUCGUAAUCCAACCUUGCUACAAAGUAUAACAACUCAAAAACCAUCGUAUACUGAAGCGUCCAAAAACAUUUCACCGUCGACCUCAGCCGCUGAAUCUCAUUCAAACUCUCAAGAUAAUAUUUGUACUUCUGAUGGAUUCAUGGGCGACAGUGAAAAUUGUCGCAAGUUUUACAGAUGUGUGGCUAACCAAAGAGGAACUUACACCAGAUUUGAGUUUUCAUGUAGUGAGUCAACAGUAUGGGAUGAUGAUACACAAAGCUGUAACCAUGCUUGGGCAGUGAAACGAAGCCGUUGUGGUAGAAGCAAUCAGAACAACCAUGUGGCAACGAAUACAAAAGUUCCACAAACAGAUAGGACAACAGAUAAAACUAUUCAACAACAAUUACAAAUAAGUUAUGGUUCUAAAGUUACGCAGACUCAAACACAAAUAAGCAAUGGAUCUGUGAUACAAAAUCAAACUCAAAUAAAUUUUGGAGAUCGUUUAAAUCAAAACAAGGACACGAAAGCUGAACAAAAUCAGACACAAAUAAGCUACGGGUCAGCAAUCAGUCAAACACAGACUCAAAUUGAUUACAGUGAUAAAGCUGUACAAACACAGUUACAAAUUGAUCAUUCUCAACAGUCAAGUCAAUCACAAACACAGAUUCAUGGACCAACUACAAACGGACCUUCCAGGUCUACUCAAUCAUCCUCAAAUAAUGUAGGAAAUACAUGUGAAACAUCAGGUUUUAUGGGGGAUGCCAAUGACUGUAAAAAGUUUUACAGAUGUGUUGAUAAUGGGAGAGGAGGAUACACAAAAUUCGAAUUUUCGUGUGGUGAAGGUACAGUAUGGGAUCAAACUAUUGAAGCAUGUAAUCAUGCAUGGGCUGUUAAGGAAUGUGGAGGAAAAGGUACUUCGGGAACCACUAGUACAACACAAGCUUCUGCAAGUACUUCUCAGUCAACACAAAAUUAUCACACAACAGCAUCAGCUCCUCCUCAUACUACUCAAGAAAUUGUAACUCAAGAUUACGAAGACAGUGGUUAUGGUCAACAAAAUCAAAAUCCGACUUCGUCUUCUUCAACAACCUUGAGUUCAACGACUACUUCAACUAGUGUGAAACCAUCUUCCAAUGGAGAUUGUCAAUUUAGUGGAUUUAUUGGCGAUCCAAAUGACUGUAAAGUAUUUUACAGAUGUGUCGAAAAUGGUAAAGGCAGCUUUACGAAAUACGAGUUUAAGUGCGGUGAGGGUACAGUUUGGGAUCCAGAUUUGGAGGCAUGUAAUCAUGCAUGGGCUGUAAAACGAUGUGGUGACAGUGCAUCUCCUGACGUAAGCCAAACAGAAACCACCACUGAAAAACAAAAUAUACAGUCGACAACCAGUACUAUAAGUAGUGCAGUCACUCAGUCAUCAAGUGAACUGCCUGCAACACAAAAUGAUGAUUAUGAUACUGGUUACGGUCAAAAUAACAACGAUUUAACGACUUCUUCAACUUCAACGACGACUACGACGAAACAACCACAUAAUACAGACAAUACGGGUAACAUUUGUCAAUUUAGUGGUUUUAUGGGUGAUCAUAAUGAUUGUAAAAAGUUUUAUAGAUGUGUUGAUAACGGUAAUGGAGGUUUUACACGUUAUGAGUUUACAUGUGGCGAAGGAACAGUAUGGGAUCCUAAAAUAGAAGCAUGUAAUCAUGCCUGGGCAGUGGAAAACUGUGGUGGAUCAGCAGGAGGACAUCAAGAGGCUACAACUCAAACUAAACCUACCACUAUAAAUGAAGUAGUUGCAAGUAGUACAACUCAAAGUGACCAGAGUACAGUAUCAUCUACACCACUCCCUAGUUCUACAAUAAGUUCUUCAACUUCAGCAGGAUCUGUACCAGCAGCUAGCACUGAUUGCAAAAAUAGCGGUUUCAUGGGAGAUCAAAAUGACUGUAAGAAAUUUUAUAGGUGCGUAGAUAACGGCAAAGGAUCCUAUAUCAAAUACGAAUUUUCUUGUGGGGAAGGUACAGUAUGGGAUCAAAAAAUAGAAGCAUGUAAUCAUGCAUGGGCAGUAGAAAAAUGUGGUGGUUCUGGAGGUUCAUCAUCUAGUCAUCAGGAAACUAGCACACAGUUGUAUCCGACAAUGAGUGAUGAAAUUGAAAACGGCUACCCUUCAAUCAUUGAUACUGAUUCGGAUACUACUACUCAAAGUGCAACAACUCAUUCAACAACAGAGGGUUCGAAAAUACCAAGUAGCAGUAAUAACUGUCUAAGCAGUGGUUUUAUGGGAGACAAAAACAACUGUAAGAAAUUUUAUCGUUGCGUAGACAACGGUAAUGGUGGAUAUACCCGUUAUGAAUUUGAUUGUGGAGAAGGAACCUUAUGGGAUCAAAGUAUAGAAGCGUGUAAUCAUGCAUCGGCUGUCAAAGAUUGUGGCGCUACCAGUAACAAUACAGUACAGGAACCUGUUGAACCUUCCACACAAAUAUCUUCAACCACGGAAACUGGAGAAGUAGGUUAUCCUCAAAGUACUGAAAAAACUAGUACUUCAACAACGCACACAUACCCAGAAAGUACCACAAGUGAAAUAUGUUCUAAAGAAGGCUUUGUUGGCGAUAAAAAUAAUUGCAAGAAAUUUUAUAGAUGUGUUGACAACGGUCGAGGUGGUUACACAAAAUAUGAAUUUACUUGCGGCGACGGUACAUACUGGAACCAAGAAAUACUAUCAUGUGAUCAUGCUACAUCUGAUAAAACGUGUUUUGGUACCGAAAGCAGUUCAGGUACUCAAACCCAUCAACCAGAACAUGAUGAGAUUUAUACAGAAUCUUCCAGUAUGUCCAGUUCAACAACAACAGAAAGAAAUGAAAUUCAAACCCAGAAACCUCAAGUUUCAUCUGACGUAUGCGAAUCAGAAGGAUUUUAUGGAGAUAGAAAUGAUUGUAAAAAGUUUUACAGAUGCGUUGAUAAUGGGAAAGGAGGAUAUACCAAAUAUGAUUUCACUUGUGGAGAGGGGACAGCUUGGGAUCAAGAAAUACAAGCCUGCAACCAUGAAUCAAGUAAUAAAAAUUGUUUAUAUGCUACCGUACCUGCUAUUUCUUCAUCAACUACACACCAGCCAGCUCUUGUAACUGAUAACUCUACGACAACAGCUUCGCAAACUCAGCACACGACUGAAACGACUCAAACUUCUUCAUCUCCUUCUAGUAGUCCUCAAUGUUCAUCUGAGGGAUUCUUCGCAGUUCCUAAUGAUUGUAAGAAAUUUAUAAGGUGCGUUAGCAAUGACAAAGGAGGAUAUACAAAAUAUGAAUUUUCUUGCGGUGAUGGUACAGUGUGGGUUCAAGAUAUAUUAGCUUGCGAUCACGAUACCGGUGAUACAAAUUGUAGCUCUCAGUCUACAAGUCGUCCAGUAAUAACGGAAGGUAAUCAACAAACAACAGAAAACAACGAAAUGAGUAGUUCAACGACUGAAACUCAAACGAUUGAUAAGCAAGAAGAUGAAUAUGAUAAUACUAAUUCUGAGAAACCGUCUUCUAUAAGCAGUGGUCAAUGUACAUCGGAAGGAUUUUACGGAAAUGAAAAUGACUGUAGACAAUUUUACAGAUGCGUAGAUAACGGUCAAGGAGGUUACACGAAAUAUGAUUUUACUUGUGGUGAGGGAACGGCAUGGGAUUCUAAUAUUCAAACUUGUAAUCACAUAGAUCAAGUGAAAUCUUGUCAAGGAGGUAGCCCAUCACAACCUGUGAUGCACGACGAGGACAAUAGUCCUACUGAAGCUUCUAGUACCUCAUCUAGUUCAACGACAGCUGGUUCUACAAGUUCUAUUGCAACAACUAGUAGUUCAACAUCUUCAAGUACAACUACAUCGUCUGAGUCUGAUCAUACAACUUCAGCUAAUAAAGACAAAUGUGACAGUGAAGGCUAUUUUGGAAAUUCUGAGGAUUGCAAAAAGUUUUAUAGAUGCGUAGAUAAUGGAAAAGGAAGCUAUACAAAGUAUGACUUUACUUGUGGUGAAGGUACAAUAUGGGAUCAAGAUAUAAUAACCUGUAACCAUCCACAGGAUGUUGUCAAUCCUUCCUGUAAUCAACAGCAAGACGCUAGUUCAUCAUCAAGCACUGAAGCAAGUUCUUCUUCCUCUUCUUCGGCAAGUGGUACCACAUCGACUACAUCACCAUCAUCUACUCAAAGUACAACAGAAAGCUCUCAAAAUUCAUCCAAUUGUACACAAGAAAACUCUUCUAAAAAACCCCAAAAUCAAAAUAUUACUUGUGACAAAGCAGGUUACUAUGCCAACCCUAAUGACUGUAAGAAAUUUUAUAGAUGUGUAGAUUGGGACGGAGAUGGAAAACGAUUCUCAGUAUAUCAUUUCGAAUGUGGUGAAGGUACUAUUUGGGAUCCAGCAGUUGAAACUUGUAAUCAUGAAGAAUCAGUGUAUCCUCCGCGUGAUUGUAGUAGUUCUGAAUCUCAAAGUGCAAGUCCACCUCCAGCAACAGAGGGAACUACUACGACACAACAAGACACCACAAGCUCACAAGAAAGUACUUCGACUCAAAGUACAUCUACAUCUCAAUCUAGCACAGAGCAAACAACACAGUCAAGUACUACUGAGUCAACAACUACAGAGCAAUCGACCACUUCAGAACAAACUACCACACAACAAUCAUCUACAUCGGAACAAACAACAUCUAGUCAAACGUCUUCACAAGCGACUACAGAACAGACAACACAGCAAUCAAGUACCACAGAGCAGACUACUGAACAAACUACUCAGAGUACAUCGUCUUCACAAACAACUACUGAACAGUCUACCACCUCUGAACAAACAACUACGCAACAAUCUACCACAUCAGAACAAACCACGACUCAACAGUCAACCACUUCCGAGCAGUCAACUCAAGAAUCAACCACAUCGGAACAGACGACACAAUCUUCUACAACUACAGAACAAUCGCAACAGAGUACUACUGAACAAUCAACGACGAGUGAAGGAACGACGGAACAGACAACCACAGAACAAUUGAUCACAGAACAUACAAGCACAGAACAAUCAACUACAGAUCAAUCUACCAUACAGCAAUCUACUACAGAGCAGUCUUCUACUGAACAAUCUACCACGGAACAAUCUACCACAGAGCAAUCUACCACACAGCAAUCUACUACAGACCAAUCUACUACUGAACAAUCAACCACGGAACAAUCUACCACAGAACAAUCUACUACAGAGCAAUUUACCACGGAGCAAUCUACCACAGACCAGUCUACUACUGAACAAUCAACCACAGAACAGUCUACCACCGAACAGUCGACUACACAACAGUCAACCACUGAACAGUCUACCACUGAACAAUCUACCACUGAACAGUCUACCACUGAACAGUCUGCCCCUGAACAGUCAACCACAGAGCAAUCAAAUGACAACUCAACAACAGAAAGUAAAUGCCCAGAGACCAAUGAAGACCAAUCACUCUUUGUAUGCCCAACAUCAUUUAGAAGACAUCCAAAGUAUUGCAAUUUGUUCUACCAAUGUGACGAGGAUGAUGAUACACAUGACGUAAAGAUUGCAGUAUUUACAUGUCCCAACAAUACAAUCUACGAUGAAAGUCAAACUCGUUGCGUAGAAGAAAGUAAGGCUGACAAAAAAUGUGACGGAGAAAUAGCACAAAAAAGAAGAUUUAAAAGAUUAGAUAAAAACUAUAAGGAACCUAUUGUGGUAACCAAAGAAAGUCAAGCAUGUCCCGGCGUUGGCUACUUCUCCUUUGAAAAAGACAGUGAAUGUUCUCCAGCUUUCUUAAAAUGUAAAAAAGACAAGAGAAAUGUAAUAAGAGGCUUAGUAUAUCGUUGUCCGAGAGGUUACGUUUACUGGUCAAUAAGUAAAAGAUGCGAACCAGACGAUAGUGUAAGAGACUGUAAACGCUCACAAAACAACUGGUCAGGACGAUGGGAGAUACCCGUAGAACGAAGAAAUGUAGCGGGUUAAUAAAAUUAUUAGAAUGAGGUUCUUUCAUAAUAAGCCCAUCAUUUUGUGAUAUAUCGUGUUGUAAAUUCGUGCAAACAUUAAAUUAGUAAAGUAAGUACCUAUUAGAUAGAUAUUCAUAUGAAUUGUAAUGAGCAAGAUGUUCAAAUCCCAUAGUACGUCAUAAUAAUGAAUUCCGCCUUAUAGUAUAAGCGCUGACUACAUUACAAUCAAAUGUGCAACAAACUUAUGGGAUACUCAAAUUUGGUAAUCCUUUACAAAUUGUAUUCAAUGAUUAACAAAACAUCUAGUCUAAUUUUAUUAAACUAUUUUUUUUUACAAACGAUACUUGCUGCCAUAAGAUUAAGAAUAAGAAACUUGUGAACAAAAUAUUGAGAUUAAAGUGUCGACGAUAUUUUGAUCACGACUUUAUUAGUUAGUAAGUUAAAAUGUAAAUGAAUCAAGCAAGGAAAUAAAUUAUUU
Molecule: messenger RNA, 7248 nt
Organism: Spodoptera litura
Lineage: Eukaryota; Metazoa; Arthropoda; Insecta; Lepidoptera; Noctuidae
Cellular component (GO): extracellular region
Molecular function (GO): chitin binding
Source: RefSeq, a predicted model, not a curated record